CCAACACAGCUCCCACUCUCUUCACAAACCACAAGCACAGAGAAGAACAUCUGCUGUUGCUGCGAUCCAUCAAACCUGUUGAAUUAACAGAAAUGGCCACUCAUUCUCCAUCAAAUGAAAGUAUCUUCAACGAAACCUGUAAUGUGUUCACCUACAAGGAUUCAGCUCGGAUUCUCUUUCCCAUCUUCUACAUCAUUGUGCUUGUCGUCAGUAUAUCAGGCAACACCCUGGUCCUGUACAUUACUAGCCAGAAGAAGAAGAAGUUCAACUCCACCACACUGUACCUGAUCAACUUGGCCAUCUCUGAUACCCUCUUUACUCUUGCUCUUCCCGGUCGAAUCACUUACUACAUCCGUGGUUUUGACUGGCCCUUUGGAGAUCUUCUCUGCAGGCUCACUGCUGUUAUUUUCUAUUCAAACACCUACACAGGCAUCGCUUUCAUGACCUGCAUCAGUGCUGAUCGCUACCUGGCCAUGGUGCAUCCACACAGGUGUCCGAAACUGAGGAGUCUGAAGGUAGUGCGAGGAAUUUGCAUCCUGGUCUGGGCAAUCGUUUUCCUAGAGACAUCUCCUAUGCUCUUUAGAAGCAUGAUAAAAGAAUGGCAAGGUCAACAAACAUGCAUGGAGUACUCCAACUUAGAUGAUUCUUCUAUAACCCCAUAUGUGCUUUUGCUUGCUUGUUUUGUUGGGUUCUGUUUGCCCCUGGGUCUUAUCCUGGGAUGCUACAGCCAGAUUAAUUCCAAGCUUUCCAAGACAGCCAAGGAGAACCCUAUGACUGGCAAGUCAGGAAAAAGCAGCAGGGCCAAGAACAUAAUAUUACUGAUUUUGCUGAGCUUCAUGCUGUGCUUCUGCCCCUACCACGUCAAUAUCAUGCAGUUCAUGGUGCGCAGACUUCUCCAUAAGCCUUCUUGUGAGGAAAUGAAGACCUUCAAAAUGUCUCUUCAGGUCACUGUGUCCAUGAUGAAUAUCAACUGCUGCCUGGAUCCAGUCAUCUACUUUUUUGCAAUUAAGACUUACAAGCAAAGAGUAAUGAGCCUUUUUAGAGGAUACAUGCCUGCAACACUCUCCUCAAAGAGCAUGCCUGAUAACAGCACCAGCAACACUUGAGCAACAUCCUGUUGAGUAACCAGAUCCAAUGUUUAAUUACUGAAAUCCAACAAUUUAAAGGGAAAAAAUAUUUGAUAAAGGACUUAUGAAUGAAGAAUUCCACAUAUGUUUUGUAAGGGACUGACACACUGAUGACAUUCUAUCAACCAUUUAUUAUCAGAUAACUGAUAAAAAUGAUCCAAACGAAUAUCAUUUCACUUUGAUUCUGUUCUUAUGUGAAUCUAGGAUCAGUUUUCUUUAAUUUUCUGUCUUUGUUUUGAAAACUCCACAACAAUACCAAAAUCGCCAUAGUGUUAAGAUUCAAUCUGUAAGUAGACUGAGGAACAAACGAAUCCUUAUUAUCUUCAGAAACUAUGACUA
Molecule: messenger RNA, 1466 nt
Organism: Tachysurus vachellii
Lineage: Eukaryota; Metazoa; Chordata; Actinopteri; Siluriformes; Bagridae
Exons: 2
Coding region: 93-1106 (337 amino acids)
Biological process (GO): G protein-coupled receptor signaling pathway
Cellular component (GO): membrane
Molecular function (GO): G protein-coupled receptor activity; oxysterol binding
Source: RefSeq, a predicted model, not a curated record